AUGCAGCGAUCCGCAAGUCCCAUCCGCGAACCGUAUCGCAGAGUAACUACUGUCGACACACAUCUUCAAGCUCCUCCACACCUAAGAAAACCUCGCUCGGCUCCUGGAUCAGCCUACCCGACGAGAUCCCGUGAAGAAAGCACAAUAUCUAACCAUCAAAACAUAUGCUGGCGCUCACGAUCUCCAUCUGUACUGGACGCGUCUCGAUCCCCGAUGCCACCUCGUGACAGAUCGUCUCCUGAACCUUUAAAUAAUUACAUGAAAGAUGAGCUUUCCGAAGUCCGGCACAGACAAGCUGUUAGUUGGGUCAGAGAGGAACCAUUGAAACGGCCUUCAUCUCGGCUUGCUCCUUCCCGUCACUCAGACAUCAAUCGUUCGGAAGCCAACACUUCAACAUAUCGAACACCCCCUGAGUACCCCGAUCAGGUAUUGCGGGCGCCUUAUCCACUUCCUUUGUCUACUGUCAGAACGGCUAGACCCUUGCCCUCGCAGCUCACAUCACACUCGCAACGGACUGCAAAUACUGCACCACAAUCGUCAGAGUAUCUAGAUCGUUACCAGCCUAUGAUGGCAAGGCCAGCACAGAAUCCCGAAGUAAGAAGAUUGAGGAGGGUAGCGGCGAGUUUGAGCGACGAAGGUCUUGCAAGGACAAGGUCUGAACAAUCCGAAGGUAACAGUGACUGGGGCACGGUUGGGACUGAGCUGAGACGGUUCUUUACGGGACGAUAG
This is a messenger RNA of Fusarium graminearum PH-1, 729 nucleotides long. RefSeq lists its product as uncharacterized. Lineage: Eukaryota; Fungi; Ascomycota; Sordariomycetes; Hypocreales; Nectriaceae. Bases 1 to 729 code for a protein of 242 amino acids. The transcript has a single exon. The record is from RefSeq and is a predicted model, not a curated record.